AGGAGGCGGCCAUCUUGAGUGAGGGCAGGGCGCCGCUUCGCCUUCAUCCAAGAUGGCGGCGCUUUUCUUAUUUUCCCUUCGCUUUUAAACGUUUUGGGAGCCUUUUAAAUGAAAAGGAUAAAACCUAGAGAAGGGAAGAAAUCCUAUUUCAACGGUUUUUAGGGGCUUUAGCGCCCCCCCACACGCACGGGGGGUGCAGAACUACAAAUCCCGAGAGGCAGCGGGGCGCCGGCACAUGCGCGGUGUGUGCGGUGUUGCUGCCGCACGUGUGCGGCCGAGCGGGCAGCGCGGCCCUGAGGUAUCGGCGCCCCCCGAGGGGGCGUCCCGACGGUUAUUUUAUUUCGGUUCAAGUCUGCAGUCUGGCUUAUCACACGGUACUUGAAACAAUUCUACCAGCACCAACGGUUUGAGGGAGAAGGGAGACGCUUCCCCUGAGAGAAAUAUCCAUCAAAUUCCAGUCUGUCUGUGCAAGAGCAAAUCCAGGCCGCCCCAGACCCUUUGCUUUCUUGUAAAUGGGCGGAUUUUGGUAUCGUACAGACUGCUCCUAACAAAAGGAAGAGAACUGUUAACUAGUCACAAAUGCUUCUUGUCAGAAUGAAUUUCCUACAGCUACUGUCCAGGAAACCCGAGAGACUGGAAAUGAUUUUUCGACUACGAUAUUGCAAAAAGCAGUUCCCAUACAUGUGUCUGGCUACCUCUGCUUGUCUUUAUAGCAAAAAGAAAAAAGUGAACGGUUAUGAACAAGUUGAUCAAGAAAAAUACAACAGCUUGGUCUAUUCUGUUACAUCUUACAAAGCCAGUGCCCAAACACCAGAGACAAUACUUGAAGAAGACGGUUUGUUAUAUGGACAACCACUUAAACACGCAGCUCCAAAUGAAGCUGAAACAAACACUCCCAAGAACUGGGUUCCUCUCAUAAACCCCAACAAGAGAGCUCCACUUCUUGACAGCGAUUCCAGCCUUCCCAUGAAAAUUGCUUUACAAAAAACAAAAAUACCCAGUGUUACCCGUAUCCUUCAACAGACCAUCCCUCCGCAGCAAGCCUUUUACCUAGAAAGAUGGAAGCAGAAAAUGAUACUGGAACUUGGGAAGGAUGGUUUUGCAGAGUAUACUAAAAAUCUUUUCAUCCAAGGAGAGCUCUUCCAUGCAGCUUUGGAAUCUAUGUUUUUACCUGAAGACUUGGCAACUAAGGAGCAGGGAGAAGACACUGCUAUUUCUGGCUACUUAACAAGCGUGCAACAUGUCUUAAAAGAUAUCAGUGAAGUCAAGGUUCUGGAAAGCGCAGUUCAGCAUGAAACUCUUCAGUAUCUGGGCCUGGUAGACUGCGUGGCUAAGUAUCGAGGCCAGUUGUGUGUGAUUGACUGGAAGACAUCAGAGAAACUGAAGCCGUCUCUGAAGAAUACUUUUGACAACCCGCUGCAGGUUGCAGCAUAUGUUGGAGCCAUAAAUCACGAUGCCAAUUACGACUUCCAGGUCAGUUGUGGACUCAUAGUGGUUGCCUACAAGAACGGUUGCCCCGCACAUCCGCAUUUCAUGGAUCCAGACCUGUGCUCACAGUACUGGAGUAAGUGGCUUCUGCGCCUCGAGGAAUACAUGGACAGAAACUGACCCAAACUAAGCUAUACAAGUGGUCAAGGCAAGUGGUCUGAGCACAGAUCCAAGGCACAAAUCUUUCUUUUUUUUUUAAAUCUUUUUUUUUUAAUACUGUAAGUAAUAUUCUUUUUUUAGUAACUUGAGCUAAUUUCUUAAUAUUGUUUUUCCCCUUAGAAAAAAAAGGAAAGAAAAAUCAGAACGGGGAAUGCAUAUUUGUCUAAGUUGUAGGAGACUUCAGUCAGUUGAAUUAUCCUUUUUUCAUUUUUGAGAAAAAGCUGUCGCAGAGCUUGAGACUCUGAAAAUGGAAUGGGUAAACUAAAGCAAAACAACAUCUGCGUUGUCUGUGCUGAGAGAAAUGUAAACAAUGAAUGAAUGUAGUAGACUGGGUUUCAGCCAGCUUAGUUCUUGCCCAUUUCAAAGAUAUCUAUUAACAGGUCUGUUACUAUUUGUUGCUGUAAGAAAAAAUACAAUUGGGAAAACUGCUCGAUGAAUUACAACCAAACUCUCAUAAGUGCUUGUUUAAAAUACUGAGUAAAAGUUGAUUGUAUAACAGAAGUGGCUUAGGAACAGAGGGGCAGAACUGUUACACUUAAAAAUUUCCAGCAAGUGUUCUGAAAGGUGGGAAGUUUGACUGCUUCUGGUAAGCCCUCCUGCAGGUUUCUUAACGGGCUGCGUAGCCCACAUAAAAUAAAUACGAAAGUGUAAAUGGGCUUUGGGCCCUAGGUUGUGACCUUACAGUGGGCUCUACAGGCCAGGUCUGCGACUGUCUAGGGCUCUUCUGACUUGGCUGUGGGUCUGCGGGGACAAGGAGCCUUCCCAUAUGGAACUAUCUCCAGUGUCAGGUUGUAGCGUUUGUCAGUGCAAGUACAUUUCCUUGUAACAGUCCCAGACUUGUGACUUUGAAGCUGGGCCUUCUGAGGGACAAAGAGCUGCUUUUUUUUUUUUUUGAAUUGUUCUUGUUUGUUUGUUUUCAAAUACAUUUGUGAAUAAAUGUU
Molecule: messenger RNA, 2588 nt
Organism: Cygnus olor (mute swan)
Lineage: Eukaryota; Metazoa; Chordata; Aves; Anseriformes; Anatidae
Gene: MGME1
Product: mitochondrial genome maintenance exonuclease 1
Exons: 6
Coding region: 580-1608 (342 amino acids)
Biological process (GO): mitochondrial DNA replication
Cellular component (GO): mitochondrion
Molecular function (GO): single-stranded DNA exodeoxyribonuclease activity
Source: RefSeq, a predicted model, not a curated record